UGUCAUGCGCAACCGCGACACCAAGCUCGUGAAGGACGCGCUCGCAGCCAGUGCGGCGGCUGCCGCUGUGCUCGCAGCACUCGGCCCGUCCACAUGCAGCCGUGCGCGCUUCUCGCCCUCGCUAGUCGAAAGCUGCCGCAGCCUGCGGUACGAGGUGCCGUACGAGCUGCGGCACGUGGCCGAUCCCUUUGUCGACCCUCUGUGCGACACGCUUGCCGAGGGCCACUGGGCCCUCUUUCUGAUCGUGAUCGCGAAUGUCGCCUGCUACCUGCCUGCGCUCGCAAACUCGGGGCGGUGGAGCAUCUCGCGGCAGUCCCUGAGUCACGAACGACUCCUCAUGUACCAGCUGGCUCACGCUAACCUGCCGCACAUCACGGGCAACAUGCUGACGCUACUCGCGGUCGGCUCCGAGGUCUCGGGCGCUCUCGGCUGCAACCAGCUCCUCCUGCUCGCCCUCUACCUCGCCUGCGGUUGGGCGGGCGGCUUCGCCGCCGCGCUGCUCUCCGACGCCCGCACCGUGGGCGCAUCCGGCUCCGUGUCGGGCGUGAUCGUGGCUCUGAGCGUCCUCCGCCCCACGUCUGCCGUGCACAUCCUUGGUGACGUCAACGCCUCCAACCCGCUGCUCCUCCUGCUCGGCACCCUCGGGGCCGACCUCUCGCGCGGUGGUGUCUCGUGGCAGGCACACCUCGGAGGCGGCGCCGCUGGAUGCGUGCUGGCGUGGCUGCUCACACUGGUUGGCUGACACUGUUUGGCUCGCAGUCGUCCGCCCGAAAGAGAGGCGACGGGAAAUACGUUUUUCGGCUACCGUGUGGGCACUGCUGCUG
Molecule: messenger RNA, 824 nt
Organism: Emiliania huxleyi CCMP1516
Lineage: Eukaryota; Haptophyta; Isochrysidales; Noelaerhabdaceae
Exons: 1
Coding region: 5-742 (245 amino acids)
Cellular component (GO): membrane
Molecular function (GO): serine-type endopeptidase activity
Source: RefSeq, a predicted model, not a curated record